UAUAGCAAUUAUUUUAAUAAAAUAAUUCUGGUUUCAGUAUCAUAUCAAUAAGCUGUCAAUCAUGACGUCAGAGAAUCAUUUGAACAACAGUGACAAAGAAGUUGAUGAGGUUGAUGCUGCCCUUUCAGACCUGGAGAUUACUUUGGAAGGGGGUAAAACGUCAACAAUUUUGGGUGACAUUACUUCCAUUCCUGAACUUGCUGACUAUAUUAAAGUUUUCAAGCCAAAAAAGCUGACUCUGAAAGGUUACAAGCAAUAUUGGUGCACCUUCAAAGACACAUCCAUUUCUUGUUAUAAGAGCAAAGAAGAAUCCAGUGGCACGCCAGCUCAUCAGAUGAACCUCAGGGGAUGUGAAGUUACCCCAGAUGUAAACAUUUCGGGCCAAAAAUUUAACAUUAAACUCCUGAUUCCAGUUGCAGAGGGCAUGAAUGAAAUCUGGCUUCGUUGUGACAAUGAAAAACAGUAUGCACAUUGGAUGGCAGCCUGCAGAUUAGCCUCCAAAGGCAAGACCAUGGCGGACAGUUCUUACAACUUAGAAGUUCAAAAUAUUCUUUCCUUUCUGAAGAUGCAGCAUUUAAACCCAGAUCCUCAGUUAAUACCAGAGCAGAUCACGACUGAUAUAAAUCCUGAAUGUUUGGUGUCUCCCCGCUAUCUAAAAAAGUAUAAGAACAAGCAGCCAGGCUAUGUAAGAGAUUUGAUAACAGCGAGAAUCUUGGAGGCCCAUCAGAAUGUAGCUCAGAUGAGUCUAAUUGAAGCCAAGAUGAGAUUUAUUCAAGCUUGGCAGUCAUUACCUGAAUUUGGCAUCACACACUUCAUUGCAAGGUUCCAAGGGGGCAAAAAAGAAGAACUUAUUGGAAUUGCAUACAACAGACUGAUUCGGAUGGAUGCCAGCACCGGAGAUGCAAUUAAAACAUGGCGUUUCAGCAACAUGAAACAGUGGAAUGUCAACUGGGAAAUCAAAAUGGUCACCGUAGAGUUUGCAGAUGAAGUACGAUUGUCCUUCAUUUGUACUGAAGUAGAUUGCAAAGUGGUUCAUGAAUUCAUUGGUGGCUACAUAUUUCUCUCAACACGUGCAAAAGACCAAAAUGAGAGUUUAGAUGAAGAGAUGUUCUACAAACUUACCAGUGGUUGGGUGUGAAUAGAAAUAAUGUUUAAUGAAACUCCACGGCCAUAACAAUAUUUAACUUUAAAAGCUGUUUGUUAUAUGCUGCUUAAUAAAGUAAGCUUGAAAUUUAUCAUUUUAUCAUGAAAACUUCUUUGCCUUACCAGACCAGUUAAUAUGUGCACUAAACAAGCACGACUAUUAAUCUAUCAGGAUAUAAUAAACUUGAAUUUGGCACACAUUCCUUAGGGCCAUGAAUUGAAAAUUGAAAUAGUGGGCAAAUCAGGAACAAACCAUCACUGAUUUAAGCUGUAAGAAACAAGCCAUCUAUUUUAAAGCUAUCCAGGCCUUAACCUAUAUGAACUCUAUUUAUCAUGUCUAAUGCAUGUGUUUUAAUGUAUGUUUAAUUUGAUACCAUGUUUUAAAAUACCCUACUUCUGGUAGCCAUUUAAUUCCUUCCCCCCACCCCCAAAUAAAUCAGGCUUGCAGGAGGCCUGAUGUUUAAUAAUGUCAUUGUGUUUGACCUUGAAGGAAAAUGCUAUUAGUCUGUCGUGCUUGAUUUGUUUUUGUCCUUGAAUAAGCAUGUUAUGUAUAUUGUCUUGUGUUUUUAUUUUUACACCAUAUUGUAUUACACUUUUAGUAUUCACCAGCAUAAUCACUGUCUGCCUAAAAUAUGCAACUCUUUGCAUUACAAUAUGAAGUAAAGUUCUAUGAAGUAUGCAUUUUGUGUAACUAAUGUACAAACACAAAUUUUAUAAAAUUGUACAGUUUUUUAAAAACUACUCACAACUAGCAAAUGGCUUAAAUGUAGCAUCUCUGCAUUAAUUAAAUGCCUUUAAGAGAUAUAAUUAAUGUGCAGUUUUAAUAUCUACUAAAUUAAGAAUGACUUCAUUAUGAUGAUUUGCCACAAUGUCCUUAACUCUAAUGCCUGGACUGGCCAUGUUCUAGUCUGUUGCGCUGUUACAAUCUGUAUUGGUGCUAGUCAGAAAAUUCCUAGCUCACAUAGCCCAAAAGGGUGCGAGGGAGAGGUGGAUUACCAGUAUUGUUCAAUAAUCCAUGGUUCAAAGACUGUAUAAAUGCAUUUUAUUUUAAAUAAAAGCAAAACUUUUAUUUAAUA
This is a messenger RNA of Rhinopithecus roxellana (golden snub-nosed monkey), 2219 nucleotides long. Its product is annotated as fermitin family homolog 2. The coding region runs from base 62 to 1138 and encodes 358 amino acids. The record is from RefSeq and is a predicted model, not a curated record. Lineage: Eukaryota; Metazoa; Chordata; Mammalia; Primates; Cercopithecidae. Gene Ontology annotation, cellular component: extrinsic component of cytoplasmic side of plasma membrane; focal adhesion. Gene Ontology annotation, biological process: integrin-mediated signaling pathway; cell-matrix adhesion. Gene Ontology annotation, molecular function: integrin binding. The transcript is spliced from 9 exons.